ACCUCAGUCUGGAGCUUAGUCUUCACUGGGAGCGAACUGCAGCGAAAAGCGGGAUUUAACCAUCUAAAAUGUUGCGAGAAACGCUGUUGGUUUUGCUUGUUUUGGCGGUUUGUCAUGCCAAGGAGCUAAAGAGCAAGAGUAAGGUGUGUGCAAAUGUAUUUUGUGGAGCAGGGCGAGAGUGUGCAGUGACCGAAAAAGGAGAACCCACCUGUCUGUGUAUUGAGCAAUGUAAACCCCAUAAGCGCUCAGUGUGUGGCAGUAAUGGGAAGACAUACCGCAACCACUGUGAGCUUCACCGUGAUGCCUGUCUGACUGGACUUAAGGUGCACGUGGCCUAUGAUGGACACUGUGAAGAGAAAAAGUCAGGCAAGGCUGCUGCCAGCCCAAUUGUGUGUUACUUGGCGGACCGUAACGAGUUGAGGAACCGUGUGAUCAAUUGGCUGCAGACUGAAGUGGUUUCAGACGGCUGGUUCACCAAAGGCUCCAACUUCAGCGACAUACUGCUGAAAUACUUUCAGAACUAUGAUAAUGGAGAUGCUCAGCUGGACUCCACUGAGUUCCUCAAGUUUAUUCAACACAACGAAACUGCCAUUAACAUCACCUCAUACGCUAAUGAAGAGAACAACCGCCUGCUUAGGAGUCUGUGCGUGGACGCCCUGAUUGAGCUGUCAGAUGAGAAUGCUGAUUGGAAAUUAAGUUUCGAUGAGUUUCUCAACUGCCUCAAGCCUGGCUUCAACCCUCCAGAGAAAAAGUGUGCUCUGGAGGAUGAGACUUAUGAGGACGGUGCUGAGACUCAGGUGGAGUGUAACCGCUGUGUCUGUGCCUGUGGGAACUGGGUCUGCACGGCCAUCACCUGUGAUGGUUCAGAGAAGUUGCCUGCUGAAGAAAUGGAGGCAGCUGAGAAGGAAAUGACAGAGGAAGAGUGGAGCCGCAGAGUGGCUGAGCUCAACAAACAUCAGGAGACUGUCGAGAAGAUGAAAGGGAGAACCAAAGAGGUCUGAGUAAAGAUGGACACUGUCGUAGGAGAAGGAAACUCCUGAGAUAAUACAGGAUGCAUGUGACAGCCACUCCUCUUCCGUCCACUGUAGUGCUCAAGUUGUACUGUCCUUCACAAACGUGUUUUUGUAUCAUUUUUUAUUACUGUGUUAAUUAUUCUUAUAUUCAGUAUAAGCCAUUUUCAUGCUUGGGGUUUUUAAUGUGGGGGGCUAUUGAAUACAGAUCUAUUUUCACAAGUUUUUAAUGUAUGGUUUAGCAAGUUGAAAUGAAAAAGUGAUUGAAAUGUAAUCAAGAGUCGCUUCAGCACAUAUAUAGGAAUCAUAUAAUCAUUUGAAUUAAGACAUCGUACACAAUAACACAUCGUACCGACAUCAGUAUUCUUAAUAGAAACAGUUAAUGUGUGCAAAGCAACAGCAGAUAGAACCGUUGCACCACUGAUCAACAUACUGUGGAAUAUCAGGUGACAGUUUAUUUUGCACAGUUUGAAAAUUUAUAUAAAAUAAUUUACUAUUAGCUCAGGAUAACUCACUCACUUAAAAAUUAUUGUAAUAUGACCAAAAAUUUUCAUUGUCAAAGUGAAUUUGGGGGAAAAGCUUAAGCUAGAUAUGUUUCAUUUUGUCCAAACACUCCAGUGUCUAAAGUCUGCUUAAAAUGAUUGGAAACAUGAAUAAUACAACAAGUUAAGGCACUUUCCAAACAUUUACAUGUAAGCAGACUCUUUUACAUGUAGGGAGACUCUUUUGCAAAAAAAGUAAGCCAUAAGUAAAAGCCAGCAAUUAACUCCCAUUUCCCAGCACAGAACAUAAACAAAAUGUCCAGAGUAUUAUAUUUGACUGGGCAGAUCAUCACAUUAACUACUGCAUGAUUGCAUGAUCAGUUUCUGGCCACAGGUGCUUUAAAACAGUUGAACAGUGAAUAAGACAAAUAUUGUUCUACCACCUUCUCGGAAACCUAUAUUGCAAAUUUCCAGUUUCAUUGCAACACUUCGGCCCAAAAUAAAUAGUACUGCCACUGCAAAUUUAAGUAAGUCCACAACACUGCCACAAAAGAUUAGUGGAAUUGAUUGUAGAUUAUUAAAAAUUGACAAUAGAGAAGGAGGAAAAGAAUAACUGAGAAAAUAUAACAAGUUAAAUUCAACACUUAUUACUGUCUAGUAAGAUAGCAGGCGUUUUUCAAUUUGCUUGUCAGCUAAAAACUAGUUACUUAAAAAUGUUUGACUAAUAUCAUAUUCCUGCUUUCUUUUAUGAUUAGGAGAAAAUAUUUUAUAUAGUAGCCAUUGAACUGCAUAUAAUUUAGAGAUGUAGCAUCUUGAUCUCUAGACCAGAACAUUAUCAUUUACUGACACCACUACACAGAUACACACCAUUGUUUUCAUUGUUCAUGAACUCAAUGUAAAACAUUCUAUGGAAUCUGGUGAACUGAUGAACUGUGUAGUUGCUGUUCACUCAUCCAACUGCCACACAUGGUGCUACAACAUACCUGGCAUAAAGGUGCCAAUAAUCUCAUGUACUGUAUUUAAAUAAAUAUAUAUUUAAAUAGAUUGUA
Molecule: messenger RNA, 2541 nt
Organism: Trichomycterus rosablanca
Lineage: Eukaryota; Metazoa; Chordata; Actinopteri; Siluriformes; Trichomycteridae
Gene: fstl1a
Product: follistatin-like 1a
Exons: 11
Coding region: 69-1001 (310 amino acids)
Biological process (GO): regulation of BMP signaling pathway; cell differentiation; multicellular organism development
Molecular function (GO): protein binding; calcium ion binding
Source: RefSeq, a predicted model, not a curated record